This is a messenger RNA of Solanum stenotomum, 2279 nucleotides long. Its product is annotated as proton pump-interactor 1-like. Bases 137 to 2002 code for a protein of 621 amino acids. The transcript is spliced from 8 exons. The record is from RefSeq and is a predicted model, not a curated record. NCBI's taxonomy places the organism in Eukaryota, Viridiplantae, Streptophyta, Magnoliopsida, Solanales, Solanaceae.
AAAAAAAUUAAAAAAUUCUUUUGGUGUUUGAUUAUUUCCUUUUUUUACUUUCAAUCUGUGUUGAUCUUGAUCUUAUAAGGAUUUUAGAGUUGAAGGCUGAGUUUGGUUUGUUUCUCAGUGAAUUGUUGGUAGAGAUAUGGCAUCUCAGUCAGCUCGUGUUCCAGCUGAAACUGUAAGCGAAAAGAAGAACCUUCCGAAGGAAAAUAAGAAAAUGAAUAAUGGUGCAAAGGUUAAUGAGCCUAUUAAAUUUGGCUCUCAUGGUACUAAAGAACCAAUUAAGGAGGAAGGGAAAAAAGUUCCUGUUACCGCCCUCCGGAAGGAUGCAGUUGAGGACUGGCCUGAACCUAAGCAGAUCCAUUCUUUCUACAUUGUCAGAUAUCGGAGAUUUGAAGACCAAAACCUGAAGCCCAAAUUUGAUCUGGCAGAAAAAGAGCUACAAAAAAUGAACAAAGCAAGAUUUCAGCUUAUUGAAAAAUUGCGAGCCAGGAGGGCAGAACGAUCAGAGUUGUUUGGUCAAAGGAAAUCUGUGAGUGCUGAGAAUCAGGAGUUUUGGACAGUAAUCGAAGGGAAGAGAAAGGAAAUAAAACCUCUGCAGGAUGCCUUGGGAAAGCUCCGUGGUCCUAGGAAAGAUGGGAGAGAAGGAGGUGCUGGUCUGUGUUCAUCUGAGGCGGAGCUUGAUAAUCUUAUCAAGAGUCUGCAGUACCGCAUUCAGCAUGAAAGCAUUCCUCUGACAGAAGAGAAGAAAAUUCUAAGAGAAAUUAAACAACUUGAAGGAACAAGAGGAGAGAUUAAAGAAAAUGUAGCUCUGAGGGCACAGAUUCAGGAUUCAAUGGGUGAAAAAGAAUCAAUCCAGAAGCAGGUCAAGCUUAUAAGUGGUGGACUUGACGGGGUUCAUAAGGAGCAACAGGCAGUUAAGGCCAAGAGGAAGAUACUAGAUGAACAGCUCGAUGCCAAUACCAGCCAGAUUAAAUCUUUGGAUGAGGAAUUGAAGGAAAUAACAAAGAAGAGGGAUGGUGCUUUUGUUCGCGUUCAGGAAUUGAGAACUCAACGCGAAGAAGCGAACACACCAUUCUACAAAAACGUUGCACUGUUGCAAAAGGCAAAAUUGCUAGCAGACAAGAAGGAUGUUGAAGCCCUUAAAGAACUCUCACUUACUGAGGUCGAUAAAUUCAUCUCCCUAUGGAGUGGCAAGCCCUUUAGGGAUGACUAUGAGAGGAGAAUUUUGGCAUCACUUGAUAUAAGGCAGUUGAGCAGGGAUGGCAGGAUGAGGAACUCUGAUGAGAAGUGUCUUGUGUUACCACAGGCGCAGACUGUUUCACAGCCUGAGAUUGUUGAGAAAGCUACUGUGAAACCGUCAAAGGAAGAAUCACUGCCUGCUCAGAAAGUAAACAAAGAUAAGAACACCAAGAAGACAAAAGAUGCAAGUAGCAACGUUACAGAUACUAAAGAGAAGAACACCAAGAAGCCGAAAGAUGCAAGUAGCAAAGUUACGGAAACUAACUACAUCUUUGAUGUUGAAGAGGAGAUCCAUGGUUUAGAAAAGCAACCCAAGGAUGUGAAACCAAAACACAAGGAACCUGAUGAGGCAAAAUUGAAGGAAAUGAAGAGAGAGGAGGAGAUUGUGAAAAAUCGACAGGCAAUGGAGAGGAAGAAGAAGUUGAAAGAGAAAGCAGCAAUAAAAGCUCAGAAAGAAGCUGAAAAGAGGAAACUCAAGGAAAUUGAGAAGAUGGCGAAGAAGAAUGCUGGAGAUUCAGUUACUGAGGAACCAGUUGAAAUAGUUGCUGAAGAAGAGAAGUUAGAGGAAAACAUUGAAACAUCAGCUGCACCUAAGCUUAAGGAGCCUAAAGGGAAAGCUGUCAAGCAUCGAGCAACACGAGCAAAAAGCACAGAAAUUCCUAAAACUAUACUUAAGCGCAAACAGGCGAUUAACUAUUGGCUUUUGGCUGCUCCUGCUGCGCUUGUAGUUCCGCUACUUCUUCUAGCAUUCUCACAUCUUCUCUAGGAUAAUAUGAAAGUUAAGAAGUAGAGGGGGGAAAACUUGGUAUUGCUUAGAGUGUUGCAAUAUCAAGGUCUAUUUUUUGUAAUCUCAAAUCAUGCCUAUUUUUUUCACAGUCAUAAUGUUGCUGGUUAGAUAAGGAAUUCAAGAGUAACUAAGCAUGUUUGAUUUUUGGUUGGUGUAGUAGUUUCAAGUUUUGACAUUUGCUUAAAGAUUUUCAUCUUUGGCAUUAAUUGUAAACAUCUAAGUUCUUUAUUAUCUGCCUACAUUUUGUUCAUUGAAA